Molecule: messenger RNA, 15927 nt
Organism: Pygocentrus nattereri (red-bellied piranha)
Lineage: Eukaryota; Metazoa; Chordata; Actinopteri; Characiformes; Serrasalmidae
Gene: nfic
Product: nuclear factor I/C
Exons: 11
Coding region: 365-1891 (508 amino acids)
Biological process (GO): regulation of transcription by RNA polymerase II
Cellular component (GO): nucleus
Molecular function (GO): DNA-binding transcription factor activity, RNA polymerase II-specific; RNA polymerase II cis-regulatory region sequence-specific DNA binding
Source: RefSeq, a predicted model, not a curated record
CUCCUCCUCCUCCUCCUCCUCCUCCACCCUCCCUCCAUUUCCUAAAUGGAAGUGAGCGCUCUCCGCGCGCUCUCGCUGCUCCUCAGCCCGCCUGCACGCGCUUACGUUCCCGUCGCCUUUCUCACCGUUUCUGCUCGCGCCGAGUGGAAGUGAGAGAGAGAGAGAGGGAGAGGGAGAGAGAGGUGAGGGUCCCGCUGGAGGCCCUGAAGCUUCUUCUGCUGCUGCUGCUGCUGGAGUGGUGAUGAUGACGAUGAUGAUGACGGUGAUGAAGGUGGUGAUGAGGAUGAUGAUGAUUAACUGUGAAAAAUGCUCCACUGACUGAUCCGCUCUCCUCUCAAGCCCGCUCCGUGUUAUUUUUGCAACAAUGAUGUAUUCUCCCCUCUGUCUGACUCAGGACGAGUUCCAUCCGUUCAUCGAGGCGCUGCUCCCGCACGUCCGCGCCUUCGCCUACACCUGGUUCAACCUGCAGGCGCGCAAGCGCAAAUACUUCAAGAAGCACGAGAAACGCAUGACCAAGGAUGAGGAGCGCGCCGUCAAGGACGAGCUGCUGGGUGAGAAGCCCGAGGUCAAGCAGAAAUGGGCCUCGCGCCUCUUGGCCAAACUUCGGAAGGACAUCCGGCCCGAGUGCCGCGAGGACUUUGUGCUGUCCAUUACGGGCAAGAAGCCGCCAUGCUGCGUCCUGUCCAAUCCGGACCAGAAAGGCAAGAUGAGGCGGAUCGACUGCCUCAGGCAGGCGGACAAAGUGUGGAGGCUGGACCUGGUGAUGGUCAUCCUCUUCAAGGGCAUUCCCCUGGAGAGCACGGACGGCGAGCGGCUGGUGAAAGGAGGCCAGUGCUCCAACCACAUCCUGUGCGUGCAGCCGCACCACAUCAGCGUUUCCGUCAAAGAGCUGGACCUGUACCUGGCCUACUUCGUGCAGGAGAGAGAGGCAGCGGAGCAAAGCAGUAGUCCUCGUACAGGUAUUGGUUCAGACCAGGAGGACAGUCGAGCUGCAACAAUGGAUGGGCCUGAGUUUCAGGAGAGCUUUGUCACAUCGGGAGUGUUCAACGUGACAGAACUGGUGCAAGUGUCCAGAACACCUGUGGUGACGGGAACAGGGCCAAACUUCUCUCUUGGGGAACUACAGGGGCACCUGGCCUACGAUCUCAACCCCACAGGCGUGGCCAUGAGGAGAACCCUACCCAGCACAUCCUCCAGCGGAAGUAAGAGGCAAAAGUCCAGCUCUGUUGAGGGUGAUAUAGACACCAGCCCCGGAGGCGAGUACUACGCCUCUCCAAACUCUCCAGCUAGCAGCUCCCGAAACUGGCAGGAUGAGAUGGAAGGAGGGAUCUCCCCAACAGUGAAGAAGACUGAGAUGGAUAGUCCGUCUCCUCAGGAGAGUUCUCCACGCCUCAGCAGCUUCACACAGCACCACAGACCCGUCAUCGCAGUGCACAGCGGUAUCUCUCGGAGUCCGCACCCCUCGUCGUCGCUGCAUUUUUCGACUACCCCCAUCCUGCCCCAGUCCACCUCCACCUACUUCCCGCACACGGCCAUCCGCUAUCCCCCACACCUCAGCACGCAAGACCCGCUCAAGGACCUGGUCUCUCUGGCCUGUGACCCGUCAGAUCCACAGGCCAGCCCGCUGAAUGGCAGUGGUCAGGUGAAGGUCCCCCCUCACUACAUCUCCUCUCAGAUGCUGGCCCCUCCGCCUCCCCCGGCCCUGCCCCGCCUGACGUUGCCCCCUGACUCCAAAUCCAGCACCACCUCUGCAGAUGCAGCCUCCAGCUCGCCCACCUCCCCCACAUACUCUGCUCCCGGGACACCACCUGCCAACCGCUCCUUCGUAGGAAUUGGCUCUCGAGACCCUGCUAGUCUGUAUCAGGCUCAGUCCUGGUAUCUGGGGAACUGAUCUAGACGCAGCAGAUUCACCCAAGGGGGCGCGGACACGGAUCUGAGAUUUUUCUUUUUUUUUUUUCCUUUUUUUUUUUGGUGGAAUUACGAAAAACAACAAAAGAUUGUGAACAAGAUGCAAGAGGGAAAACAGAUAUAUAUGCAGUAUUUGUAUAUAUACAUAUACAGUAUAUGUGUGUACGUAUGGACAUAUGUGCACACAUAUAUUUCUAUAUGCAUAAAGAUAUAUAAAAACGCUUCAGUACACUUUUUGGAGAGAGACAUCGGAGAAGGAAUGUCCGGAGAGAUUGAGAGCACGAGAGAGAGAGAGAAGGAGAAAGACUACAGAUGCAUAAGAAGAGGAGAGAGAAGAGGAUUUUGUUUUGGGGGCAGCCACAACUGAACUACAGGGCAGAGAAUGGAAAAACAAAAAACCUGCAGAAAAAUUUUAAAAAGCCCGCCUUUGCUUUCCUCCUGGAACGGCCCUCCUCCCCCCGCCCUCCCACCAACCCCUCCCCUGCUACAGGUGCUGCUUCCUCAUAUAUGCAAAAUAAGUAUCCUUUAUUUUCUUGAGCAAACGGGACGAGAAAUGCGCGAACUUUCCCGCCACGGUGAUGAUGUCCCUGUUUUCUUGUAUUUCUUUUGGUUGUUUUGAAUGUGGGCAGAGGUUUCGGGGCAAUAUGAAGGGUCAGUGACUUCCCUCAAGUUCCCUUCACCUACCGUUUCGACAAAAGUAGGUUCGAUUUUAUUGACAAUCAUAUUUUAUUUUUAAAAUCACAUCUGCCAUUCUAAUUCAGAGUCCACGUUUUGGUGGAAACCAUCGUUUUUUUCCUUAUUUUUUCUACCUUUAAUUAAAAUGCGUGGUACGUCUGUGGCAUUAUGGGUCGCAGUCAGCGUGCGUAUGCACACCUUCACGCACACUCAUUCACAUUCAUGUACAAGCCCACCCGAACAGGCUUCUUCAGCAUUGGCAUGUACUGUUAAUGGAUAAAUGGAUACACUAAGUGUUGGUCAGAUGAUUGAGAGCCUGUAGGAGCAGCAGGGGUCUUAUAGCACCUUCUCCGUGACACUGAAAAGCCCCUUGGCUCCUGUAGUCUACUGUAUGUGCGUGAGUGUGCAUGUCACAUGCAUUUAAAGGUCUCUUAUCCAUCCCAGUGAACAUACUUACACACAAGUAUGUGUUGUUGUUUUUUUUUCUUUUUGAUUCAUGUAGAUAAGAGUAUCCUACAUAGUGACAAAGGGAGUAGGACUGUAGUUCUGUCACUACUAAGACAGUAUUGGGUGUAGAGAAUAGACUCUUUUCUCCUUUUUUAGUGUCAUUUGUUUAAACUGCAUUGGAAAUUACAGGCAUUGCACUACUUAAAAUUUUUUUAUUUUUCCUCUUUUGCUUUUUUUUGGCCUAAUCAUGAAUGAAAUGCUGCAAGCCAGAGUUUAUUUUAGGACUUUUCUUUCUCUCGUGUUCUGGUAGUAGGGUACAUGAGUGUUGGCUUCGGAGAAGUUCACGACUGCUCGUGCUUGAGUUGUGUAUCCCGUCAUACAGAAUGCUUCCGUUUUUGAAGGGGAACUCCACUGAUUUUUAGAUUUUUCCUUGAGAUGGAAACAAAGUAAUUCAGGUGGACUGAUGUGAAUGUCACUGUAGAGAAAUGUACGCUACAAUUUCUUUACAGUGGUGGUGAUAAAAACCAGGGGUCACAAUGUCUACAACACAAAUAUGGGCAAAUUAUUUGCUAUACAAAAUGACCAUUGAACCUACAUUGUGUCUUGUGAGUUUUUAUAUGCAACGUUGAUGACAGUGUAAUAGUGAUAAACCUGAAACAAAUAUAUUACACUACUUUGAUUUUUUGCUUUUUUUUUCCUCUUUUUAUUUUUUUGGCCUAAUCAUAUGAAAUGCUGCGAGCCAGAGUUUUUUGUGACUUUAAUUUUGUAGCCUGUACCCCUCUGCCAUGAAUGGAUAAUAAAAAAGUAGAUUUUAGACCCAAACUUCUCGAAACUAUCAGGCAGCAUAAUCAUUUAGUGUAAUAACCUUUUGUGAGGGAGCUUUUAAGGUUGGACGUCUGGUUCCUAUCACCACCACUGUGAACAGUUCUGACUCGGUAAGUUUCUCUAGAACAGAGCGUCUCACACCAAACCACCCUGAAUGACUCUGUUUACAUCAAAACUAUUUACUUAUGCAGAGAUUUUGAAAAAUCACUGACUUCCCCUUUAUGGAAUUUCUGGAUUCCCACUUUGAGCGCGCUCUCUACAGACUGCAUUACUUCAAAAGUAAACCAACAGUCUCUUAAGGAGAGGUUAAAGAUCUCUGGGUGGAAGAUCUGAUUGUUUUUUUUUUUAAGCCGAAUCAUCGACUGAGGAGAAUGUGAACGGUUUGAGUACCUUUCGAAAGUUCCCAGCUGUCUGUUUCACAGAAUUCUUUGCUUGUGGGACGCCCAUGACCAGCGACGUGUGUGUGUGUGGCUCCAGGUCCCUCUUUGCUGGUUAGUGUUUUUAUUUUUGUGAAGAAAUGGGCUCGUUCGCUGCACUCUGAGAUGUGUUGACUGAAAUUGUGUUAAUAGAAACAUCAGGGCUUAAGACUCUGCUACCAAACCCAAAAUAAUCACAAAAGCCAUGAAAAGUGCCUAAGACAUUGCAAGAGGUUCAUUUGAUUUUUUGGGUUGGGUUUUUUAAGCCUUUUUAUUAUUAUUAUUAUUAUUUGAUCCUGUUUUGAACUGGACCCACUGUCACCCUCAUCAUAGCGGGUUAUCGUGGAGUCGGACAAGUAGCACUGGUGUGAACAGAGUGGUAUAGCAAAGCCCAAAGCAGCUACAGUACUGUGCAAAAGUCAAAAAUCCCCCUUCAUUCUAGUCAAACAGUCAUUAAAUACAAGCUGCUAAUUUUUUCUGAAAUAUUUCUGAGGAGAUUAAAUUGAAGAUAAUCUGCUUGCAGGGAAGGAGAAAAACCAAGAGUUUCUAAAACUGGAGUUCAGAAAUUUCUUAGAGUCAGAGAAAAUGGGCCCCCUAACAACCACCUGGAAGGCUUGGUAGCCCAUCAAAUCUGCCCCAUCAGAUAAACAGCACUUAAAGCUUUCCUCUUCGUCAUUUCCUGACACUGAAAAUGAAUAACUUGUAUUUAAAUGGCUUUUUGACUGGAAAUGAAACAAAUGACAGUCUUGAUUCUGUACAUAAACACCUAAGAGGGCACAUGGAACACAUUUGCCCCCCUCUGGCAUCAGCUGCGAAUAACUAAGCCAACACAUAUCAAAGCUGGAUAAGGUCUACAGCAACAGGCCUACGACAGAAGGAAGGCUACGACAGUCCACCGUUUCCUCUUUUCUCCGCUAACCUUUAAAAGAGCUUUGCAUACCAGUUCUGUUCAGUCUGUGACCCGGAAUGCAGACAUAACAUGACUUGUGUUCAAGGUGCUGACAUGAAAAACUAUAUUGAGAUCUAUAUAUACUGAUUAUAUAUAUUACUGCAUGGUGCUUUCUAAAGAAAAAAAAAGAAAACAAGAAUUAAGCUCAAAUGACCACCGUUUUGCUGACAUGGGCGCAUGGCAGAUACUCUUAGUACAAGCUCUGAAGCUAAACUCUUCUCACCAAACUACUUCUCCCUUAAGAACGAUCCUUACCAACCCCCUCCCCCACCCCCCAAAGCAGAACAGAGAGCGUAGGACACGGAUGGGUUUUUACCUUUACCUUUGUACGACAUAGGUUUUGAAUUUGACUCCCUCCGACCGGCCCCCCCACCUCCCCCCUUUGACUUUGCACGAUGUUUUAUAUAACACAUUAUGUGCCUUGCCUUUAGUUAAGAACAAUAAUACAUGAAAAAUUGUAAAUUAAUUUCUUUUUUAUGUAACCAAGUGUCGCUGAAAACGAAACAAAAAGGUGUAAAAAAUGAAAAAAAAUGCUGCAUGUUUGAUUGCUUGUCAUUAUCCGAUUAGGACUAAUAGAUAACAGUAGACUGAGACGGGUGAGACUGGCUUUUUUUCCCCCUUUGAUAAGUAUGAUAGUCCUCUUUCCAUUGCAUGAAAUCUUUCUUCUUCUUCUUCUUGUUUUUUUUUCUCAUUUCACUCUUUUAAGUUGUUUCUCAGUGUCGGCCCUUUCGCUCCUGUAGAUCAGCGCUACAGGUACCCGCUCUCUCUUUUCCCUUUAGACCUUCAGAUAUUCGCCCAAGUUGUUAAUCUUUUUUUUUUUUUAAUGAUUUAGACGGAAUGUAGCUUAGAGCAAAACGUUUCAAGGACUCAUGACAGACGUGAGAAAGAAUAGGCAGAAAAAAAGAAAGCGAAAAUGUGAAUGAAUAGCACCCUUUCAUAGUCGUGAUGUUCAGCCUCGCCCUGGUGGUGGAGAUCAAGGCUCGUAAGCAGGAGGAAUUGGGAAGAUUACUGUUGACGGUGUCAGGACCUGCUCUCGGAGCAGAAGGAAGUGCGUCUCGGGCCAGAUGGAGAGGCUGAAAUGGAAGAAUGUGCUGGGUUUUAACUUCAGGACGUCCUGACCUUUCCACAUGUACACCCCACACUGAAGAGAAAGUGCUUUGACUAUGCAUGAUUCUAGUGUGUCAGACAGUUGAACAUGAAUAAAAUGGAAUACAAUCCCUGUUUGGGGAAUUCUUAGGUUAAAGUCAAGCUACAUUUAACAAAACAGACCCUUUUUUUACCUUGUUAGUUCGUCUUACUGAUCAUACUAAGCAUAAUUCAUCAAAUAUCCAUUUUAAAGUUCUUAUUUUUCAUCAAAAUAUAAUGACUUUAGCCACACCUCAGUAAUGCCAUGUUUAACCGCCCCCUCCCAACACACGGCUGGUCUUCCAGGGUCACAUGUGAUCUUAACGCAAGAAUACGCAUCUAAAGACAGCUUCAAAGUUCUGGUGCUGGAUUGCAGUGAAAUCUGCCGCUAACAAGUGUUCACCCCCUCCAAAACGGCCAGAUUCCUCUAGUCAGUGCUCCUUUAACUCACAGAGUACAAUCAAUAACAAGGAGAAGAAGCUAGCUAGUGAAACGCUACUUAGCUAAUAAAACUUUUCUCUUUGUUAGUUUUUACCACGUGUAAUUUGUUCUCCAUGCACACAGAACACACCUACAAGCUUAAUUGGAGCCUUUGAGGAACUUCUCAUUCAUGCUAACUUUUAUCAUAUCCACGGGCUAACGACAGGCUUGAUGUAUUCCUGACAGUGCUGACGAGCUCACCAGCGCCCUCUACUUUCAGAAAUCUCACACUCAGUUUGUUCCCACCCAAAGUUUCUGAUGGCUGUCUCUAGACACGUUUGUUACGAGAUCACGUCAGACCCCACAAGGCUAACUCUCGGUUAGCUCACACUCGGCUAGCCCCCCUCCCCCGAUACAGUUCAGAAGUACAUCACUGUAUGGAAGAAAAGACACUGAUUCUGAUUCGUGCUGACUUGAACAUGCAGGUCUUUCUAAGACGUAAUCAUUGAUAUAAGCAACUUAGCCAGAGAGCAUUUUCCCGUAGUAUAAUGUUAGAUUUCAGUUUCAACGCCAUUCUUACCAAAAGAAGAAUCAUGUGGACACAAUCAUGUAAAUUUAAAGCACCGUUGUUUCAGUGUACAUUUCAGUUCUGACCUUCCCAGCAAAAAGAAUAAGAAAAAAGUAAGACAGCCUUUUGGGCAGUUGUCCCAAUUAGUGCUCCAUUGAAGUAGAUCGGUAUGAUGCUUUGGGGACACAGCACUGUGAAUCUGAAAAUAAAGAGGAUUUAGGAAUAAAGGCCAGGUUUUUCAUUCUCAGAUUAAAGAGAAAAUUAGCAAAAAUGCUAACAUAGGCCUCAGGAAAUGAAAGUUAGCAGUGACAGAGUAGUUAGCAUGUCCCGUUAGCAUAUCUGCCAGUGUUCCAAACAUUUGGGCGGUUCGGUUUAACUCAUGAGUAAUUGUGCUUAUGCAAGUGCUCCACCAUCCACGCUCCUUUCAACAUUACAGGCCCAUUUUUCUUUCUUUGACUGUUGCGAUGUCAGCGUUUGUGAGUGAACUGUUCCUGUAGGCAUGGUACGUUUUGAAGGCUUGGGUUCUGGAGGAGUUGUGUGAUUGAGCCCCAGUUAUGAAAGAAGAUAGAGAAGAUGGUCAGUAAUCACUUAUGAUUUUCAUUUUAAUCGUCUCGAUACUGGAUCUAGUUGUUAGGUGCUAGAAAUUGGAGCCAUGAUGGCUACAAUGGAAUGUUUAGUGAUGAUUUAGGUCGUACAUUUGAUUAGUAAUGGAUAGUUUGGGCUUAUAGUCUUCAUUGACCCCUCAAACAGUCAGCUUUUCUGAGGGCUGUUCCCCAGAAACUGAUCUGGGAGAAAAAAUGUUCUGGAGCUGUCAAAACCAGCAUAUACACAAAACUCAGCCCCAAACCCCACCACCAGUUAUCGCCCACUUGAGAUUUUUAGAAUAUGUUUCAUUUAGAUACUUUGGUAGACUUCCCUUCUUUCUUUUCUCCUUUCUUUCUUUUCUUAUUUUUUAAAUUAGAGCGUAGGGUAGGUAAUUUAUCAUUUCUUACUGCAUAGUGUAAGAUGAGUGUGUUGAAAAAAAGAAGAGAUUGUAGUUUUGGUUUUUUUUCAGCAGGGUCAUUAAAGGCCAUGUUAGUUUGUGAUGCAGUGUGUUGUACUGUUUCUGCAAUGCAUAUUGCAACGCUGGUAGCUAUUAAGAUUUGCUGGUAGCUAGUUAAAAAAACAAAUAAGUGGAAUCGGCAGAACAAGAGGUUUUGUUUACAUGAUGCCGUGGUUAAGAUCCUGGCGCUUGAUGGUUUCUGAGCCCCUGGCAGGAGAGGAGUGCUGUAACUAAAGGCAUUCCAUCAAACCCAUACGACUCACACCUCUAACAAAAGUGCUGUCAUUCAGCAAGCAAUUUUCUUUUUAUUUAACAGAACAGGUGAUGGGACAGGGGUCUGGUCAUGAGGCAAGAGGGAGCGUUGUCCAGUGUGGUACAGUAAGUUAUCCUUUAAACAGUGUUCUGAAACAGCUAAGGUUGUAGGAUUGUUUAAACCCCUUAAAUCUCCAGGCUUAUCAAAUUCUGUGGCUUAUUGCUGAGUAACUACAUAAAAUCAAUGCCAGCUGCUUCUGGCCAUUUUAGGGGUUUAUUCACUGUGAUAAAGGACUGAAUGGUAGUGUUGUUCAAUGCUUUGAUAUUCUAACACAGACAUUUAUGCAGGUAAUUCUCACUUUCGUGCAAAAAAUUCUUUUUUUUUUUAAAUUUAAUUUCCUAAAACCUCAAACUUCAAUCAGUCUUUGCAGCACUUAAAAAGACAUCGAGAAAUGUCCAAAAUUAUCUGGAAAAAGUAGUUUUUACAUUUACUUUAAUUACAAGUAAUUGAUAUUUUUCCUUCUCCUGUGAGGUUACCACUUUAGAUAUAAAAGGUUUUGUUCGGACAGGAACUAUAUAUAUAUUUUUGGAAUUUUACCCAAUUUUCUUCUAAAUUUUUUUCAUGGCUUGCUAGAUCUCCCUCUACCACACAAUGCUACCAAGCUGAAAGAGUAAAGGCUAACAUAUCCUUCCUUUAAGACAUGUGAAUCACAGCUGGUCCAGAUAUUAACGGCCUGCUGCUGAAGCCACACUUAGCCACACGAUUGCUGAAACCACACAGUCCCUGAAAGUUGUCCCAGGCAGAUGUCCAUCCCACCACCUGUCCUGUGAAGAUUUGCACUGCUCCACACUCACCUAUCUGAAGCUGUCAGCCCUCCUGCCAGGGCGAGGCCAGCCAUUGGUUGGGUUAGUAGCCCCGACGCCAGCAGAGAGAUCCUGUAGAAAGGUCUGCAAGCACGCCGUCUGCUUCUUUUUCUUCUUCUUCUUUAUCAUUUGCUUUUCAUGCCAGACAGGAACGCUUCGUAAGACCAGAUUUGUCGUCACCCCAGUAUGUCGUUUUUAAAGUGGCCACAGGUGAUGGUUGAACUUACUAUAACAUUUUUGAAAAUUUUGAUUAUGCAUUUGAGCUGGUGCAUGUUUAAAAAGAAAAAUAAAAAAACAAAAAAAAAAACAAAAAAGAAAAAAAAAAUUUAUUUCCAAACCCUUGACUAAUAUUUUUAUAGAACAGUAAUUAUGAUUGUUAUGCAUAUUGUUGAAAUGUUACAUUUUGAACACAUUAUCUUGUGUAUAAAUGCUUACCGUAUAUCUAGUAGAAUGAGGAGAAAAAAAGGCAAAAUGUACAUAAAAAUGUCUUUUUGUAUAAGAAAAUAUGUUUAUGUUUGUGUGUUUGGGUUUAGUUGUCAUAAGCUUGUGGCAAAGCCACAAAAAAUACUUGUGUUCCUUCUAAAGGAUCUGCUGUUGUUGGUGCACGCUCAGCACCGCAAACAUUAGCCUUUCCUGAGAGGGUACCUGGCUUCAGGUUCUUGGCCUGGAAAUGUGGACUUCUGUAAUUUCAGCCUCACUUGUUGUCAUUUUAAAGCAAGCCUCAGUUAGCUUCGAGGGGGAAAUGCAGAUUCCAUCGCCUUUUUCUUUGUACCUCCCCCAUAGUUUUUUUUCUCUCCAAGAUUCAUUUAAAAAUUUCUGCACUUCUUUUACGAUUCACUAUUGUCACACAAGCUUGGAGAUCUUAAAACACUUUUUUCUGUUUUAUUUCCUUCUGUUUCAAAAGAUUGCACUAGAUAACCUGGUAUUGGUAUUUUUUUUUGUCUAAGAAUUCUUCUUCUUCUUUUUAAAAAUGUAUUUCUCUAGAAAUAUUUCUGUUGGUCAACCUUAAUGAUGUGUCGUGAUAGAAAGUGUCUCAAAAGGCAGAGAAAGAGAGAUUAAAUAGCUGCUUUUUUAUGCUGUCCAUCAACAGUCAAUUAAUCGUAGCUUCCCUCCACCCCCCUCCAGAGGUCGUCCGUAUUGGCUUGCAGAGUUUGGGACUCAAUAAGUGAUAAGGCAGACAAUGUGAAGCCUCAUUUUAGUCAUGGAAUGUUUUGCAGUUGGUGCGAGAGGACUAGAUCCCGACCGAUAUAUCAGUUGGCCGAUAUUUACAAUGAGUGGGUUUAUCAAUAUCUGUGAAAAUACACCAUUAAUCAUUGAUUUGUUUGGGUGGGAUCUCCGAACAAAGUUCGUCGCACUUGACACUCCAACAUGGCUAUAUAACUGGAUCUGAACUGUUAUAGCGGAGUGAGCAAUAUGGCAAAAAUGCAACAUACAGUGCUUGAAGAUAUUUUCACGAUAUGCAUCACAAUAUUUGUUUUUCUGUUGGAAGACAGAAAAGGCCCCAAUGAAAAAGUGCCACAUUACUGUUAAUAGCUUCAUUAAUGUGAAGUAGUGCUCUUAUGAGACUUUGAAAGCUAAUUGCUAAUUGGCACCCCCUUGUGGAGAUGAUUCAGUCUGCUAAAUGUGAGUGAGUUGCAUGCAAGUUCUAUGAGGUGCUUCACAUUGAAAAAUUAUGAAUACAGUGAUUUUUAUUAAAUGUUUCACAUCCUGCACCAAAUUUAAUGAAACAGGAUUAAUGUUGCAAUUAAAUUUGCAGUUGUUUAGUGUGCUUUAGGUUUUUCAGAGGAACAUGCUAUGACCAGUGUUGGGGGAGUUACUCAGAAGAAGUAAACCGUUAAAAGUUACUAAUUCGUUCUCUCUAAAUUUAGUGGAAUUUCACUAUUCAUUACUUCUGCAUUACUCUGGAAAACAAGAGUACACAAGAAAACUUAGUAAUCGUUUUUGUAGUUUAUUCAAAAAGAAAUAGCUGAUCACAGUGAAUUUCAAAGGAAUGAGUAUCCCCACCUUUUAAAAAUGAAGAAAUUUUAUAUUUUUCAUCUACAUCUGGAUGAUGUUAAAACAAGCCAGGGCUUGAAUGUUGAGUUGUACUUUAUGUUUAUGUUGUGUCUUAUUCUGUGAGUUUAUUGGCAAGCUGAAAACCAUACAUCAGAUUGUUGCCCAGCUCAUGUAGACCAAGAGUUUUCCAUUAUCUGAUUAUUCAAGUGUAUGUAAACGCAAUGAAACAAUUACCAACGAAAUCAAAUUUUCUUAUCUUAUCUUAUUUUUCCAUGCACUUAAUAAAAAAGUGUAUUAAGUGCAUGGAAAAAUGUCCAGAAACAAUUUAAAUGAUCUAAUCAUUUUCCUUACAACAAUCUCAGAAAGAGAAAUAUUGGCUACAUUGACUAGCCAUUAUUUGUCAUAGGAAAUCAAAAUACCAUUUUUGUACAGAUUGUUGACAGAGUUUAUGGCACUGUCUGCGCUCAUGUGGCACAUCUCACAAUCACAAUACACACAUUCUCUUUAAUGUGGAAGUAACACAAGUUACCUUUGUGAUGUAAAUUUUAAUGAUAAAUUAUUGUCAUAUUUCCCACCUCAGCUGGCUAAUAUUAUCAGCUAUCAGAAUUUUCAGCCCCUUAAAGUAGGUAUUGGUAUCGGUCACUCAACGAUCCUAUCGGUCAGGCCCUAAUACGCACAGAAAACAUUGUGAUCAGCAGGAAUUCAAGCCCCACUCUGGUCAGAGUGCCUUUUCCAGUCUCAGCCCAGUAUUGAAUGUCAGAGUUCAGCUCUAGGAUGCACUGCUCUGGUAGUCUGGAUGUGCAAUGGCAGAUCGUUUGACCCUGUGUGUGAUUCGAUAUGCUGUGUUCCCUGAUGGUUAACGUCUCAGUGUUUGAAGAAGAAUAUGGUUAGUACUGUAUUAUAUUAAUAUAGUAUGCAUAAUUAUGCACUAUAGCAUCGCAGCGAGUAGGGGAAGAGGCAUAUGGCGAAUAUUGGCACUUUUAAAGUUAGUCGUGUGUAGCUAAAUUGAGGGUAAUAGGCAUGAAAUGUCGCUUGUAUUCCACAUUUUGUUUUACCCGUUACAGAAAAGUGUUUCCAGAUUAGUUCUUGGCCUGCAGUUCAGCCACUGGUUGAAGAUGAGUGUUGUAGUGAGGAUAUAAGACUCGAGUUAGCGAGUCUAGUUAGGCUUUAGUCUCGUAUUUUAUUCUUUUUUUAUUCUACCCUUCCAUGGUCUGGAUAUUAAACGUGAUGGUACUAUGAUCUAAGUGAAACAGCAAACCUCUGCAAGUUCUUUGUACUAUGUUUCCUUUCCUUGUAUGUAAGGGCUGGACAAUUUAUUCAGGGCAGAGUCUCUGGAAUUUGGUCUCUACUUUUUACCUUUUUACAUUCUUUUAUUCUUUUUUUUUAUUAAUACUUGUCCACGGUUCAAACAGCUCAUAUAAGACAGCACAGCUAAUACUGGAAUUAUCCAUUGGAAGCCUGGGACUCGGUGCAUGGAAAAGUCAACGUGCAUUGGCAAAACACCUGGGAUAAUCUCUGCUCAAGAAGACCUUUUAGAGGAAAUCAGCUCAAUCCUCGCUCGCUGAGAUUAAAGUAAGGCAGCUUUGCUCUUUUUUUAACAUUCAAUUUGGAUUUGACCACCAGCCUCCUGAGCGCACUUAACGGACCUAGAGACAAAGUGAAACUGUCUGCAGCUACAACAGUGAGCGUCAUCUGCACUCAGACAGCUCAGAAAGCCCAAAGGGCUGAUAGUAUAGGCCUUAGAGUGUUUUGUCAUUCCUUUAAUCUAAAUAAAAUGAGAAGAACACAGGCUGCUUAUAAAAAGGAUUUAUAGUCUCUUACUUUUAUCAAGGUUUUCAAUUUAACCCUCUAUUGCACGAUGUUGCCUCAAGGCAGCGAACUCGUUUUCCUCACUUUACUAAUGUUAUACAUAUUUAAAGAUAACGAUAGGGUUAGCAGUAAAGGGAGAAGCAUGGACUUGAUCAUGGAUUCAUGGAUAGAUCGUGCAUUUAGACCUCUUUUUAACAUUCAGUAUCAAUUUUUUUGUUAGUAGAAUUUGCAGGAAUAUGUUUGUUGCCUAUGGAUUUGGAAUGGAUUUAGCCAGUCACACGGCAGGUCUCCUGCGUACAUUUUUUUAUGUUUGUGAAUUUUAUAAUCAGGUCCGAAAAAAUAAAUCAAGGACAGUUUUAUGCAAGAAAAGUUGAUUUGAUAGAUUUUUUUUAAUUGCUCCCGUAGUGUGUGCAGUAGAGGGUUAAAACUGAGCUAGCAUGUUCUUACAAAUUGGUUUCUGGAGAAAAAGACAACUAGCAUACGUCAGCAACCAUGAACAGCACGACAAGAGAACAUUUUUCCUUAGUAAAAUUUUGUGCUAACUGUUGUAGCAUUUAUUUCUUAGCUAGUUAGCGAGCUGCAUUAGCAGUGGUUCAGCUUGUGGAUCAUCUUUAGUGCAUCCCACUAGACUUUUUUGGGGGCUUUAAGCUUAAGUUUUGACAUUGUCUAUCACUUCUUGCUAGGACCAGUCCUCUGUGAAUUUUAUAUUUUAAACAGGCUAUGUUGCUAGCCCCUUAGCUAGUCAAUGCUGCUUUGCUAAGCGCAUGUCUUUUAGAGCACCGAUUGACGUUUUUCACAAAAAAAUUACGCUAUUGAAUCCAAUUUCUUACUGAGUUCGAAAAACUUGAUAAAAUGAUGUGAUGUCCUGCUAGCCGGGUCUGUAAACCAAACAGGAUUUAUCCCAGCUGUGUUUGAGCCAAAGCUGUGUUUGAGCUAAAGCUGUGUUUGAGCUAAAGCUGUGUUUGAGCUAAAGCUGUGUUUGAGCUAAAGCUGUGUUUGGUGUUAAAGGAGAGCAACAACUGAGUCUCACAUGCUUUAUUGCGUUUCGGUGAGGUCCUUUUGGCUUUACCUGCCUUCAGCUGUGGCUCCUUCUUUCAACCCGUUCAUAUUUCCAUGCACCCGAGUCAGUGUUUUCUUAUGCAGAUCCUGGACCGAUGAUGGUAAAAGCUGGCUGCAUGAAAGUGGUUCCAUUGGUGAUCAUUUUUCAUGACCAAUCUGAGAUUGUUUUCAUUCUUCUAUUCAUUUUGCUCGCUUUUCUCAAGAAACCAGCAGGUGAAAGCAGAAGUAUUUACUCGUGAACAGUAGUAGAUACCAAAACAAAACUGAAAAAAAAAACAAACAAAAAAAACAGAAACAUCGUCAACGAGCAGUGCCUGAACAUUUUACCGCUUCGGUUUACUCUCUCCUUUUUCUCCUAGGUUCUCACCAUGAGGUUCUUCUGUAUCUGAAUGCUUCUGUUCCACAUGCUUUGGUUCAUUACUCACCAUUCAGAGAGCCAGAUUUACUCAAGCCUCUAAAUACCACAGCACGACUGGUGCAAUACAUUCACCUCGACCAGUCUUUAGGAAUGUUUCUACUCUUCUUUUUGGGUUGUUUUUGCCUGAAGGGCUGGGGCUUUCGUAAGUCUGGCCUCAGGCGUGAUAGCGAGGUUCCUCAGAGGGGAUCUUGGGUGCCUGCUAGUCAUGGUUUCUGUUGAAAGGGGUGAAAAGCCAUGUAAAUGCUUUGCAGUUAUGCAAUCUUUUUUGAUAAUACUAUCAACUAUGAAAUGCCAAAACACUCUGAAGCACUGUCUGUUUUGCUGAAUGGGGUGUAUUCAGAGAUAAAAACGCGCUCCAAACACAUUAAUGGGUGACAUCUAAACUGGUUUAUCGUGCCCGCUCCUGUUCAGAAUAACUCAUUUUGGUUCUUGGUCUUUUAUUUGUAAUUGUAUUUCAUUUCUCUGUGUAAUUUUCUUGGGUUUUUUUUUUCAAAGCAUGCUGUUUCCUCUCUGUUAGGAGGUUGACGCGAUGGCGAAAGUAAGAUGGUUGAAAUGUUUCUCAGAGAACAUUCUAAUGCAGUGUUAAAUUUCAAGGGUUUUUUUUGUUUUUGUUUUUUUUCUGUUUGUUUUUGUUGUUUUUUUUCCUCUCAUUAUUCUUUGCAAUUAUUACCAUAGUAGUUACGCAUUAACCGCUUGCUUGCUGCACAGACACAAACUUCACACCAGGGAAGAGCAUGUGGAUAUUUAGUUCACAUCAUACAAUAAACAUAAAACCGGCACGUUGUCAUAGUAACACACCCACAUUUUUCUUUCUGACAGCUCAGAAUUUCUUUUGUUCUUGUUUGUCCACCUUUCAUUUUGAAACUUUACGGGGAAAUUCUAUCAGCAAAAGUCGGUAAUCAUGUUUCCAGCAAAUUGUUUCCAAAACGGAAGUUUUUUUUAAGAAAAUGCACAAAACCAAACUAAAUUUGCCAUAUGUUUUUGAACUGGUGUGAGGAGAAAAUUUACAGCUUUGACAAUAUUUCAUUAUAACAUUGUAUUCCGCCAUCGCUGUUCGCAAAAAUCGCUCAUGAAUACAGUACUGGAAGUGAGUAUGUUUCUCUAUGCAAAAAAAAGUAUAAAAAUUAAUAAACAAAGCUAUGCUACAACUCAGAA